Melampsora larici-populina 98AG31 is the source of this 2109-nucleotide messenger RNA. RefSeq lists its product as uncharacterized. Gene Ontology annotation, molecular function: ATP binding; ATP hydrolysis activity; ABC-type transporter activity. Bases 1 to 2109 code for a protein of 702 amino acids. Gene Ontology annotation, biological process: peroxisome organization; fatty acid beta-oxidation; long-chain fatty acid import into peroxisome. Gene Ontology annotation, cellular component: peroxisomal membrane. NCBI's taxonomy places the organism in Eukaryota, Fungi, Basidiomycota, Pucciniomycetes, Pucciniales, Melampsoraceae. The record is from RefSeq and is a predicted model, not a curated record. The transcript is spliced from 7 exons.
AUGUUUAAGCUUAGACCUGACGGGGUUAGAGAACUUUUAAUUCCUCAUCGUGGAAAACUUAGAAAGGUUAAUCUUAGGCCUACUAAACCUGAGUUGAUUAAUCAACAUGCCAAAAUUUUUGUGGCUCCCAAAACUUCUAUUGGUGCUCAUCAAGGGAAAAAAUCUGUGGGAGUGAAUCGUGAAUUCUUCAGACAGUUGAAGUGUAUCUUUAUGAUUAUCUUUCCAAGAACCACAUCGAAAGAAAUCUUUAUGCUCAUCAUACACACUUUUUUCUUAUUGAUGAGAACUUAUCUUUCUCUUCUGGUCGCUAAAUUGGAUGGUAUCAUAGUCCGUGACCUCGUCACUGCUGACCUCAAAGGGUUUGCCAAAGGAUUGGUUUAUUGGUAUCUGCUUGCGAUACCAAGUACUUAUACAAACUCCAUGAUUCGAUUCCUUCAAUCCAAACUUGCGCUCUCCUUUCGAACCCGUUUAACACGUUAUGUUCACGAUCUGUACCUUUCGCCAUCUCAAACGUUUUAUAAACUCAUCAAUUUGGACACAAGGAUCGAAGCUGCCGAUCAGUUCAUCACUUCAGAUAUUGCGAAAUUUUGUGAAUCACUCUCUUCACUUUAUUCCAACAUUUCCAAACCAGCUUUGGAUUUGAUCUUAUUUAAUUAUCAACUUGGAAAAAGUAUUGGAAAAUUGGGUUCGGCUGGUUUAGUGAUCAACUAUAUCUUAACGGGUUGGAUCUUACGACAGAUCACUCCAGCCUUUGGCAAAUUGAGUGCAGUAGAGACCAAACUUGAAGGCGAUUUUAGAUUAACUCAUACACGUCUCAUCACCAACGCUGAAGAGAUCUCUUUCUACAAUGGAGCAGCAUUAGAAAAAGAUAUUCUCAAUCGAACUUACCUUCGUUUGAUAAGACAUGUCAACUCGAUCUUCAAAAUCAGGAUAGCUUAUGCGAUGGUAGAAGAUUUAGUCAUCAAGUAUGCUUGGAGUGCGGUCGGUUAUAUGCUCGUUAGCAUUCCCGUCUUCUUUCCCAAACAGAUCAAAGCCAUUGCGGGGACAGCUGGUUCAGCUAAUGAGUACCCCUCGGUUGCGAAACGAACGGAGUCUUACAUCGCCAAUAGAAGGUUGAUGCUCUCGCUUGCAGAUGCAGGUGGAAGAAUGAUGACCUCAGGAAAAGAUCUUGCCGAAUUAGCUGGGUAUACCUCUAGGGUUUAUACUCUUCUGUCUACCCUACAUGAUUUACAUCAAGGCAGAUACGAAGUGAAACGAGAAGGAGACAAGGCUCAACCUUAUGAAUUAAGCUGUAUCAAUGGUAGAAUGGUGGAAGGAGAAGAGGAUGUGGUCUCCUUUGAACAUGUGCCAAUUGUGGUACCGAGCUUGGUUCCAGACCGUGGUGGUGAAGUCUUAGUGCGUGACUUGAAUUUGAAGAUCAAGAGGGGCGAUCAUUGUCUAAUCACAGGCCCAAAUGGAGUCGGUAAAACGUCGAUUGCCAGAGUCUUGGCUGGUUUGUGGCCUUGUUUCGAAGGUAUAGUAAAGAAACCAAGAGCAGGUGACAUCAUGUACCUACCGCAACGACCUUACCUAAGCCUCGGGUCUUUGAGAGAUCAGAUCAUUUAUCCCCACAGCUUCCCUGAAUUUCAAGCGAUGGGAGGUACGGAUGAAGAAUUGAUCAAGAUCCUCGAGUGCGCACAUUUGGCUUAUAUUCCUGCACGUGAAGGAGGUUUUGAUACGGUGAAAGAAUGGAAGGAUAUUCUGAGUGGAGGUGAAAAACAAAGAAUGGGGAUUGCAAGAUUAUUUUAUCAUUCACCACGGUUUGGGGUUAUGGAUGAAUGCACAUCAGCUGUUUCAACCGACGUAGAAGGAUUAAUGUAUGAGCAUGCUAAAUCACUUGAGAUCACACUUAUUACGAUUAGUCAUAAACCAUCCUUGGUGAAAUAUCAUGAAAGAAUGGUAAGAUUAAGUCCAGAUGGAGAUUGGACGAUUGAAACGAUUGGAUCAGAAGAAGAAAAGAGAGUGACGAUGGAUAAAGAGAUGGAAGAGAUUAGAAGAAAAUUAGAUGGAGUAGGUGAUUGGAAAGUUCGAUUAGAUCAAAUUGCUAUUGAACUUGCUUUUCGUAAGUAA